AUGGGCCCCAAGACCUCCGGCGGAGGCCGUGGCGGCUCGACGUCGUUUGACGUCGCCUCUGCCCGGCGCAAGGGCGCCUCUCCCGCCGCCAAUGGCCGGAGCGAUGCCAUACACCAGAAGCGCACGAAGCUGCAUGCCGCACGCAAUGUCCCCGCGCAGCCCGCCGACGCAGCGCUCAAGGAUGGCGAACUGGACCUGCAAGCCUUCAUCGCCGCGCGCGAGUUCGAAAUCAAGUCUCUGGAGCAGAGCAUGGCCACAUCCAAAGCCGUCAGCACAAGCCGCGCCUUCCAAAAGGUACCCCGCGGCCUGCGCCGGCGCACUGCGAGCCACAACCCGAAGAGGGUUCCCCGUCGACUGCGAGCUCGAGCGAAGAAGGAGAUGGCCGAAGAUAAUACACCAGUCGUGGAGCCUAGGAGGAGGAAACCGAGAACCACCAAGGCACGGAUACGAGCCGAAACGGCAAAGCGAAUUGGCCUGUUGGCGGCGAGGAAACGGCGGGAGAAGUUGAAGCAGGCGGCGGAUCUUUCACGAGACGGCAAAGCGGCUGAAAUUACAGGCGUCGUGGGACGCAAGCCGAGACCGAAGAUACGGCGGAACCAACUCAACGAACCGCCAAAGCCUCAUGCCAAAUUUCGGAGACGCCAGAUCAACAAGACCUGGCUGCCGACGCAUCUAUGGCAUGCCAAGAGAGCACGAAUGACGGAGCCAAAAGACCCGUUAUGGCGGUUUGCGGUACCGCUUACCCCCAACGAGAAGAUAUACCGACCUACCCACCGAUCGCAAGGCGAGCGGGGCACGAUGAUCUGGGACAUGAGCUACAUGACCACCAUCGGGCUGUAUGGAAACGCCGCAGGCAUCGAAAGAGUGUUGAAAAGGGUCGGCAUACUGGAAGAGUCAUGUUGGAAUGAAAGAGGUAGACGGUGGAGGCUGGGAACCAGAACAUGGUGCGGCAUGCUGAGCAAGUCGGUGGGCGACAGUCGACGCCAGAUGUGCCCAGCCACCGUACUCUGGAACCCUCAAACCCCGGAGUCCAGCGAUGGCGAGGACUCGAAGAGGAAGCAAAGGCAGAUAUUCCUCAGAGUUCACCCGUCAGCAUUCCUAGAGCUCUUCAAUGAACUCUUGCGGCUCACAAAGAUGGAGAAUCCACGACUAUAUAUCGAAGACCUCCGCUUCGAGAUUGGCAGUAUCGAGCUGACCGGAAGGAAAGGCGAGGUGGGAGACGGCUUGGCUUGCGACUUUGAGCUGCUCUUCGGCCUCUCGAAGGCACAACACGAAGAGCCGACACCAUCAGAUGCAGUCGUUGCGGAAGGUGAUGCCAUGGAUAUUGAUCGAGACGAGCCACUGGCGUCGCGAAGCGACAUUGGGACGCACCCUCUCAAGCUCUUGCGACACAUCAGCAAGGCAACGUUCGACGGCCUGAUCGCAUCACCAAUGACUUCCAUGGAUACGCCAAACGCCACGAUGAAUGUCAAAAUAUCUCUCGUCGCCCGUGGAGUCGUCUCAACCUGCGCCAGGAUAUAUCGACUUCCGUCAAUGCCAUCACGCGUUGCCAGUUCCGCCACGGCAGAAGUACCAUCGACGCUUCCGCCGAACAAUCCGCACGCGGUCGCCCUUCCACACGACCUCCGAAAUCAGUGGCUUGCUCUCGCCGACAUACAGUCUUCUAAACGACUACAGGGAUCGAAACGCCCCUGGCCCACGGACAUGGAAGCCCGAAAGCGACGUCUCGCCGGAGAACUCAUCAAGCAACACAUCCCCUACCCCCUCGAGCCACCGAACCUGCGCCAUGUCGGCGGCCACCCGCUGGUUCCGGAUGCAGAUGACCUGAUAGGGUUCGUGACGGCGGGAUCGUACUGCCUCACAGACGGCCGAGGCGCAGCCAUGGGCAGCAUAGCCGCCAGCAAGGUACUGGCGGAUGUGAGAGACAACAAAAAGGAAGGGAGACUCUGUAUUGUCAGAAAUGCCGGCGAGAACGUAGGCUGGCUCGCCCGGUGGGAUGUGCUAUAA
Messenger RNA from Purpureocillium lilacinum, 2007 nucleotides. RefSeq lists its product as uncharacterized. Gene Ontology annotation, cellular component: ribonuclease MRP complex; nucleolar ribonuclease P complex. The record is from RefSeq and is a predicted model, not a curated record. Gene Ontology annotation, biological process: tRNA 5'-leader removal. Lineage: Eukaryota; Fungi; Ascomycota; Sordariomycetes; Hypocreales; Ophiocordycipitaceae.